Botrytis byssoidea is the source of this 1593-nucleotide messenger RNA. RefSeq lists its product as uncharacterized. Bases 1 to 1593 code for a protein of 530 amino acids. NCBI's taxonomy places the organism in Eukaryota, Fungi, Ascomycota, Leotiomycetes, Helotiales, Sclerotiniaceae. Gene Ontology annotation, molecular function: protein binding. The transcript is spliced from 2 exons. The record is from RefSeq and is a predicted model, not a curated record.
AUGGAGAUCUCGGACUAUGCGGGAUCAACAGCUUUGAUCAUUGCCUGCGGAUAUUCCACGGCGGAAAUUGUCUCUGCACUGUUGGAGGCACGGGCUGAUGUAAAUACUCAAGACAAGAAUGGAUGGACUGCACUAAUGCGCACCUCUGAACGCGGAGACUCGGACAUCAUUGAUGUGUUGCUCUCCAGAAACUCUGCUGUAAACAUUUCUAGCAGUGACAAAUCAACAGCUUUGACAAUAGCUUCCUACUAUUCCAAGGCGGAAGUUGUCUCCAAGCUGUUGGAAGCAAGGGCCGAUGUGAAUGCUCAAGACGAUGAUGGAGAUACUCCUCUCAUACUUACGGCCCGCUAUGGAGACGCAAACAUGGUGUCAAAUAUUCUAGAUUAUCAGCCGGACAUCUCAAAGUCUCGGAAUGGUCAGAGGACAGCAUUUCACGAGGUCAUGUUGAAUCAUAGAAGAGAUGCGAUAUUACCGUUGCUUGUCGAAGCACCUGAAGUGGAUAUAAAUGCCAAGGACUCUGAAGAGCGGGCACCUCUUUAUAUCGCUACUGAAGGAGGUUAUUUGAAUGUGGUUAAUAUCUUACUCGCUCAGACUGGAGUUGAAGUUAAUGCUUCUGGUAAAAAUGACAAGACACCUCUUCAUAUAGCUUGUGAGAUGGGGCAUUUGAAGAUAGUGGAUAAACUGCUUGGAAAGAAUGGAGUAAAUGUUGAAGCAAAGGACAGUAACAAGCAGACUCCAUUGCACCUUGCCUGCUUGAACGGCAAAGUUGGCGUCAUACAAAAACUCCUGAAGAGAGAAACAAAAAUGAAAAAUCUGCCAGGGGGAAAGCGUCCGGGCGCAUGGUCUUUACUCGUUCGGUCCCUUAUAAAGCUCUUGAAGAAGCGGAGCUUUGCUAGUAGAGAGGAACUGAUAAACACAGUAAAAUGGGCAGUAACCGAAGACGACUUCAAAUACCUCAUGGGGACGAUCGGCUUGUGGGACACGAUUAUACCACCACAUAAGCUUCAGAAAAGCGGAAUUAUUGGUCUUUUGAAGCAAGAAAUUGUAGAUCAGAAACGGAGUGGCCAAUGCUCGCCCCAAAGCCCCUUGCAAUGGGCUGCAUUUGGUGGGUAUCAUGAGAUUGUGUGGUGGCUUUUGCAAAGCUCUUUGCCUAAUAAAGAAACGGAACAUAACAUUGAGAAAGCAAGAGAUAUAGCCAUAAAGGAAAGAAACUGGGAACAAGAAAAGCUCAAGCCAAAGGAAGACAAAGACGAGAGGAUUAAGAAAGCAGCACAUCUUGAUCAGAUGAGUGUGUCACAUGACGUUCAAGACUCGAUGAAGAAAGACAUAAAGGAAACUGGAAGAAAAGUUGCGCAACAAAAGAAAGGGUUAUUUGGAGUAAUUGGAAAUGAAAUUCAGAUGAAAUCCAAAUCCCAAGGAGCAGGAAAUGAACUCCGAACCUCUUUGGAAUCAUAUCAAAUCACAAUAGAUUUGCUCGAUGACCCACCUCCGUUUUUUGCCGUACUUGCAAAUCCAAAUGACGAAGAUCCACCAAGAAAAAUCUGCGGAGCGAUUUGCAAGAAGAACUUAAACUUCACAAGGCUAGCAUUGUAG